Fusarium verticillioides 7600 is the source of this 1567-nucleotide messenger RNA. RefSeq lists its product as hypothetical. NCBI's taxonomy places the organism in Eukaryota, Fungi, Ascomycota, Sordariomycetes, Hypocreales, Nectriaceae. The coding region runs from base 58 to 1389 and encodes 443 amino acids. The record is from RefSeq and is a predicted model, not a curated record. The transcript is spliced from 2 exons.
ACCCAACCUCCAGUGCCCUCGUUCUUCUCAAUUCCAUCACCAACCCGAAUCAUCACAAUGAGAAUUUCCGAGGGUUCUCCAUAUCCUCCAAGCAAAUCUGACAUUUCAGAGGUCACGCGCGAUCUUGAGAAGGAAGAUGCAAUCGAUAAACUGUCACUUCUUCCCAACCCUCUCUCUCGCCCUCGAUAUCUGACUCCAUCUGGCUUUAGAGAUGUCGCAGAAGAGCCUGGACUACCGAAGCCGAAGCCGGCUUUUCAGCAUUGCGCGUACUAUAAGCUACCACCCGAUGUCAGAAGAUACAUUCUGAUACUGGCUUUCGGCAAUCGUCGUCUCCAUAUGGACUUCUCUUACGAUUAUCCCGACAUGUCUUCGGAUCUCAUUCAACCGUUGGAUAAGAACCACUGUGGUAUCGUCAUGGAGAACAUGUAUGGCGACAAACUACGAGUCGUCGAUGAUACGAAGCCGAGGUCGUGGAUUUGGUGGGGAUCUGUCUGCCAUCGACUCCCGCCAGACAUUGAUCUAUCGCGAACAGGCCCAAUGACCCAUGGAGGACCUGAUGGUCCCUGGGCUGAUACCUGUCGUGUCGGUGAAGCCCGCCACUGUGAUUCUUGGCCAGGCUCGUUCCCUGCAAAGUGUCGCAUCGGUGCAAUAGGAUGGCUCUUAUCUUGUCGUCAGAACUAUGCCGAGGCUAUUGACAUGCUUUACUCUAAAAACACCAUCAUCAUGGCCAACGAAGCAAUGAUAACACAUCUUCCUCAGCUCCUAUUACCGCAGCGCCUCGCAUCCAUUACAUCACUUGAGAUCAGCUGGAAAUUGAAGUCUCGAGACAAGAACGAGUUUCGAAAUGUCAUUGAUGAGGCCGAUUUGAAGAACCUAUGUGGAACAAUAUCCACCCAGUUCCCGCAGCUACGUCGUCUUUAUUUAUCUCUCGAGCCCUUAUUAAGGCAUCUUAGAUCACGCUGGGGCUCUGAUGCUUGGCCAACCAUCAGCGUUCAUCUGGACAACCUUGCGCGAAUGAUGCCGUCUCUGGCAGAACAUGCCGUCUCGCUGCCUGAUGUACCAUUCGACUCUAUCUUUUACGACGCCAGAAAGACAGACUUUGGAUCGUAUUCAGAAAUAUGCCGUUCUUAUAAUCAGAUCUGGCGAUCUGCUGACGGCGAAAUGGAUGUCAUUCGUCUUCCGUAUGUGGACAGCUAUCCAAAGGUCCCCUAUCACAUACCGUUCCCAACCUCCAAGUACAAAGGUUACUGGAUCCUUAAGGAAAGCAACAGGUUCAGCGUGCUCUCUACCGAUUCGUCCCCGAUAAGGGGCCCUUGCGUGUCUCACUAUGAUUCUGAUCUUGAGUCUUAUGAACUUGCAGACCCUCUGGAACUUGAUGACAUGAUUUGAAAACCUGGCUUGCAGACCAAGGAGGUUUUGUUUUGAUGUGGUCUUCUGGUCAUAUUAGCGCUCUUCCGCUUUAUCACUUAUGAAUGGCGUUUUCGAGACCUGUAAAUUUGCUAGCUCAGCUUAGUUUCAUUACCGAAAUGGAGAAUUAGGCAUCCGUUGUCAAAUCGAUUUAUGCCAG